AUGAGGGGCCUCUGUGGAGCUGCUGAGCACCUCGUCAGGACUGGGUGGAGGUUCUGGCAAUUGGGGAUCCGCAAGGCCCUUGACCCACUGCAGGCUGCCUGGGAUGCCUUCUCCCAGUCUGUCCCAGCCAGCUGUGGCCAGCUGCUGACCCAGCUCCUCCUCUGUGCUUGCCUGGCUGUUGCUGCCGCAGAACUGGUUUGUCAUCGGCUGGUCUCUUCGUGGCUUUAUCCUUCAGGACCCUCGGGCAUCAUAGCCACUGUGUGUGGACUUCUGGUCUUCCUGGGCCUGGGCCUGGUACCCCCGGUCCGCUGCCUGUUCGCGCUCAGUGUGCCCACCCUGGGCACGGAACAGGGACGCCGGCUGCUCCUGUCCUACAGUACUGCCACCCUGGCCGUUGCCGUGGUGCCAAACGUCUUGGCCAACAUGGGUGCAGCUGGACAGGUGCUUAGGUGCGUCACCGAGGGCUCCCUGGACAGCCUGCUCAACACCACUCACCAGCUGCGCAAUGCGUCCACAGCACUGGGCCCCACCAGCCGAUCGGGCAGCCGGGGCCUGACAUUUGAGAGCCAGGGAAAUGGCUCUGCCUUCCGGCUUCACAUGCUCAGGGUCACUCAGGGGGUCCUGGAGGACUUCUCUGCCUUGGAGUCCCUGGCCCAGGCAGCAGCACUGGGGACUCAGCGGGUGGUCACGGGGAUGUUCAUGCUGGGCCUCCUGGUGGAAUCUGCCUGGUACCUCCACCGCUACCUGACUGACCUGCGGUUUGACAACAUCUAUGAGACACCACAGCUGACCCGGCAACUGGCCCAGGCCCAGGCCACCCACCUAGUGGCUCCUCCACCCCCGUGGCUGCUCGGAAUAGCCCGGCCCAAGCUGUCCCGGGAGGAGCUGCUGCACUGUCUCCUGAGGCUGGGGCUUCUCUCCCUGCUCCUGGUGGCCACAGCUGUGGCAGUGGCCACAGACCACAUGGCCUUCCUGCUGGCACAGGCGGCAGUGGAUUGGGCUCAGAAGUUGCCAGUUGUGCCUGUCACGCUUAUGGUUAAGUAUGAUGCGGCCUACAGCGUCCUGGACUUCGUCCCCUUCCUCCUCAACCGGCCCCCCGCCCGGAGCCCCUUCCUCUCCGCCCGCCACUGCUUCCGGUGGGACCUGCGCUUCACCUCGGCGGGCUGCCGGCUGCUGCCCGCCCAGCGCCCCCAGGACGCCGCCGCGCUGGCCGCCGCGAGCCUGCAGCUGCUGGCCGGCUCCACGGUGCUGCUGGAGACCUACGCCCGGCGCCUGCGGCACGCCAUCGCCGCCGCCUUCUUCCCUGCGCAGGAGGCGAGGAGAAUCCGCCACCUGCGCGCCCGGCUCCAGAGGAGGUACGACCGGCACCGGGGCCAGCGGCUGCCCCCGGGGCCUGCUCCCUCUCCCGACCUCACGGACCGCACAGAGGCACGGGGCAGAGGAGCAGGAGGCCGCGGGUAGCCGGACUUGAGCUGCUACCUGGCCCUCGGGCUGCCUCCCUGGGUGACCUGGGCUGGACACUUGCCUCUCUGAGCCUCAGUUUCCACGUCUAUAAUGACAGUUGUUGUGACCUACUUUCCACGCGAGAAUGUGCAAGGAGAUAUUGAGCGUGAAAGGCAACUAGCAAGGGCUGUGCGCCGGUCAGACAAGGAAGCAGGAGGUGGCCCUUCCAGCCUCGAGGUGGUCCGGGGCCUCUCGCGCACCCCCUGCUCCACCUGUUGGAGGGAGGCCUUGCAUCAGGAAUUGAUCCAAAUGCUCCAGGGACGACUUAUUUAUAAGCCUCUGGCCCCUCUGGACUUAUUUAUAGUAACCUAAUAUUUUGUUUUUAUAAAUGAAUGUGUUUAUUAAAUCUUAGAUUAAAUGUUAUUCCUCUGCUUCCCCAGGAGCCUCCCAGCAGGAUUGCCAGGUUCA
Molecule: messenger RNA, 1911 nt
Organism: Marmota monax (woodchuck)
Lineage: Eukaryota; Metazoa; Chordata; Mammalia; Rodentia; Sciuridae
Gene: Ocstamp
Product: osteoclast stimulatory transmembrane protein
Exons: 3
Coding region: 1-1461 (486 amino acids)
Cellular component (GO): membrane
Source: RefSeq, a predicted model, not a curated record